Molecule: messenger RNA, 980 nt
Organism: Populus nigra (black poplar)
Lineage: Eukaryota; Viridiplantae; Streptophyta; Magnoliopsida; Malpighiales; Salicaceae
Exons: 4
Coding region: 49-954 (301 amino acids)
Biological process (GO): CAAX-box protein processing
Cellular component (GO): membrane
Molecular function (GO): metalloendopeptidase activity
Source: RefSeq, a predicted model, not a curated record
AAGUACAAGAGAAAGUGAGUGCCAGAGGAAGCGAAGCAAAGGCGUACUAUGGCGCCUUAUCUAACCGUUGGUAUACUACCCGCCAAGUUUGGGUUCAGUUUUAACAAAUCGUUGAUUCAAAAUCCAAACCCUCUCUAUCACACCUCCAAACUCAAAUUCAAAUCCAAUCUCGGCUUCAAAUCUUCUCUCAAAUGCCGCUGCAUCAAGAAAGAAAUCACUGAUAAAGCCACUGAGGAAUUUUCAGUGCUUUCGUUGGAUAUUCCAUGGGAGAGAGGGAGUAUAUGGAGCACUAUGGCUUUGUACAUGUUCAAUUUUCAUAUCCCUUUGGGUAUUGGAGGCAUGUCUAUAGUUGCCAAUGUAUUGCAUCAACCUGUUCUUGAUCCUCAGACGGAAGUGUUGUCACUGCUUGCAAUCCAAAUUUUAGAACUCGCUGCUUCUCUGCUUCUACUUAAGAGCACUGCUAAGCCAGAAUAUGAGGUAGUGAGCUUCUUUAAAACUGAUGAAUUGUCAAAGAAGAGGAACUGGCUGCUGGCUUCAUCACUAGGUUUCGGCUUUCUUGUUCUGUUGGUGUUCCUUACAUCACUUGUUGCUGACAGACUAAUUGGACCUAAGGCUGUGAACAACCCUAUUGUGAAGGAGAUUCUUCUGAGCAGCAGCAUCUCGAAAGUUGCCUGCAUCCUGGUUUAUUGCCUUGUCACCCCCCUGCUGGAAGAAAUUGUUUACAGAGGCUUUCUAUUGAAAUCUCUUGCCUCUACCAUGAACUGGCAGCAGGCAGUUUUACUAAGCUCAGCUGUUUUUAGUGCUGCUCACUUCUCUGGUGAGAAUUUUAUACAGUUGUUUAUAAUUGGGUGUGUCCUUGGAUGCUCCUAUUCUUGGUCUGGGAACUUAUGUUCUCCCAUUCUAACACAUUCCUUAUACAAUGCCCUGACACUGAUCAUAACAUAUUUUAGUUAAAUAUAAAUUUUUGAGCCAUUUUAAUA